Molecule: messenger RNA, 2907 nt
Organism: Neurospora tetraspora
Lineage: Eukaryota; Fungi; Ascomycota; Sordariomycetes; Sordariales; Sordariaceae
Exons: 5
Coding region: 1-2907 (968 amino acids)
Source: RefSeq, a predicted model, not a curated record
AUGAAGCUGGUCUUCACGCUCGCGGCCUCCGCCCUCCUGGCGACGGUCCCCAUCACCGCCUCCCCCAUCAUCCCCAAUACUUUCACCAACACCGCGGUCGGCAAGAAGGACACCGUCAUCGUUAGUGCCGCAACCGUCUCCAACAUCAUCCAUCCCACCACUACGAUUGUUGGUCUUCGACCUGAGGUGUCAGCGGCUGCUAACGAGUCCGAUCAUACCACGUCUGACUCUGAAGACGGUGGGAAGGCCGAAGAAGAGAAGGCAAAGAACGGCGCCAAACGCUCCCUCUCUCCCCCUUCCGCCUCCGCCUCCGGUCUCGACGGCGACUAUGACUUCCUCCCCGUCCACUCUCUCCCCCGCCGCAGCUCCCACACCGCCGAGUUCUGGAAGUCUCAUCUCCCUUCCCAUCUCCCUCCCACUUCUCACAACCGCCGCGGUCCCCAGUCACACACCGGCGACUACUGGAACCACCACCCCCCAGCCAGUUCGCCCAACCGCCGCGCCCCUGGGCCCCAAGAGCUGAGUCAAGAUGACAUGAACAAGGCAAUGUUCGACUUCCAUUCCGUCUCCGAUGUUGCCCAACGUCGCUCCAAUUCCCGCUUCGAUGCUUUUAUGCUAUUACCCAGUUACCACUGCCCCAACAAAGGGUCCCUAGUCACCUGCAAAGAUUAUAACUACUACGAUUGUCCUGAGGAUACGUUGUGGUGUCGCCAUUGGGAUAAGAACCAAAAGAAUGCUAAUGGCCGCUUUGGAGUUUGGGUUGGGGAUACGGAGAAGCCGAUCAAGAAGACCAAGCGAGGUCUUGACGUUGACGUUCAACGCCGCAGCCCCGGCCACCCAGGCAUCAAAUGCACCAAGACUCAUGAAUUCCCCUUCUGCAACGAUAUCCGCAACAUUACCAUCGAGACAUGCAGCUGCGCCUCAUACCAAAAGAAUGCCACGACGGGCUUCCACUAUUUGAAGAUCAUGGGGCCGGCGGAAAAGGAUGAUUCCGACGCCCCCAAACAUAAGCGAGACCUGUCCGACGGCGUCGACGACUCUCCUGACGCUGUUGACUCUAGCUCGUAUCAUCUCGCCAGGGACGGCAAGAAGCGCGACAGCAUCGAGGACAUCAACGCUUUUGACUCUGGCUCGUAUGGCUCGUAUCUGCCCGCAGACGUUGAUGACCACAACAGCAUGCCUAUUGCCCGUCGCGCGGAUACGUCCAACUUUUUAGAUUACCACUGCUCCAACUCGGACUGGGUCGUACGGUGCGGUCGCAAUAGAAACAAGCCCAAAGAAUGCAGAUGCUACGGGUGGAGAUGGGACGGUAAGAAGGCCCACUUGGAUGACAUGGACGAGGCGAUCAAGAAUAAGAAGCGCGAUGUUUCCGCAGGGGAAGAUGAGGCAGACUUGGUCCCUCUCAGUGAACUCAGCGGAGAUCUUCUUACCCGCAAAUUAGCUUCAACCUACUACUGCACCGACCCCAGAGCAAAGAUCAUGUGCGAGCAGUCCAAAAGUACUGAAUGCUGGUGUUACACCGACGAGACGGAGCAGACCGGGACUGGAGAAUCAGUGACGACGAUGGUGAAGGGCGAUAAGCCUGUUCAGGACUCCGGCUCCAACUCAGACAACGAGGACAGUGAUGGCAGCGAGGAUAAGGAGAAGGAAGAAGACGAGAAGCCAGCGGACAAGAGAGACGUCACCUCCGACUCUGACUCCCAAGCCACGAACUCCGACUUCGAGUCCGACUUCGAGACCAAGUUCAGGAGGGCCAACCCGCCCCUCCAGUUUGAUGUCGCCGUGACGCUACCUGCGGAGGUAGUCAAGGCUUUGGGCCCCCGCAAGCGGGAUUUCCUUCCUGGCAAUGACACGGAAGAUGGGAAGAAGAGAGAUGUGGAGGUCAAGAUGGAGGUGGAGGAGCACCUGCCCGAGGCCAGCGUUCUUGAACGGGACGCCAACGGUAACGACCACGACCAUGAGCUCUUUGCUCGCGGCAACAACGGGUUCGGCACCCGAAAAGUCGAAUGCAAGGAGACGGGCAUGAUCGCCGGCUUUUGUCUCAUCAACGGCUACUGCUACUGCCUCCAGUGCCGGCGCUGGCCAGACAACUGCAACUUUGCGCAGAGGGAUGGCAAGCGCGGCCUGACGGAUUUCCUCGACAACCUCCUCAAAGCCCGCACAUUUGGCAGUGAGGUGAACACCAACCCAAAACCACAGAAUAUGCCCAACUAUGUUAUGCACAUCUACAGCCAAGUGAUAGCAAACAACAAAAAAAUCCAACUUACCUGCCGUAACUCGGUGGGCGGGUUGUGCUUCGAAGAAGGCUGCUUCUGUUUCCAUUGCGAAAUUGCUCUGAACAAUUGCAGAGUCAGGAAGAUCGGAGGGGGCCGUUCAAAGAGGAGGGAUGACAAUGGGGUUGAGCAGUUAGGUGAUGAUCAUGAUGAGCUGUUGACCAUCGAGGGGGGUGAUGUGGUGCAUUAUGAUGAGAAGAGUUUGAUCAACGAGAAGCGUGGUGGUGGCUCGGGUCUUCACAGAACCAGUUCGUUUGGCCAUCCGCUUACGGUUGGUCGCCGGAGCCCCAUUCCCAUUCCCAAUAACCAAGCGGUUUUGGAAAAGAGGAACAAGGGCUUCGAAUGCGAGAAUGCCCUGGGCGCCUUCUGCUUUGACAAAGAUCAGUGUUACUGCCUUCGAUGCAAGAAGUUUCCCAAUGAGAGCUGCAGCUUGGACCAAAGGAAGUUCUUUACCAAUUCCAAGAAGAAGCGGGACUCCGGUGCUACGGUCUCCUCGGAGGAGGAUACCAAGCCGGAAGCUAUCGACGUUGCCGCACCGCCAACGAUUACUCCUCACACGGUUGUCAACGGGACGAAAGGAGGUGCGGGAAGGACGAAGAUGAAGCCGGUGGACAAACUUAAAGCUCGUGAAUAA